This is a messenger RNA of Aegilops tauschii subsp. strangulata, 919 nucleotides long. Lineage: Eukaryota; Viridiplantae; Streptophyta; Magnoliopsida; Poales; Poaceae. The record is from RefSeq and is a predicted model, not a curated record.
AGCCACCAGCCACGUCACUUUUUUUCUCGUUCGGAAAGAACACGCGUCGUCGUGAAUGCCCUGGCUUCUCUUAUCCUUUCCCCCUUUUCCCCAACGAGUCUCUCAGUCUAUCCACUCCCUCCUCCACUCUGCCGCUCACUUUUCUCCCCUCCAUCUCGAGCUCGUGCGGGGCUGCCCCGGUGGCGUAUUCAGAGACCACGGCGGAGGAGCUCGUGCAGGUCGUCGCGCCGGCGACGUACUCGGAAGCCGCGGCGGACUGGCGGAGGAGCUGCUCCUGGAGCUCGAGCGUAGCGCUCCCAAGCGCUCGUGCUCGGGCGGCUCCGGCGAGGGCCGUGCUGGAGGUCAUGGCGGCUGGGGCGGCUAGGGUCGCGGAGCCGAGGAAGCCGGAGGCGACAUCGUCGGGCUGGCAUGGGGCGACCACGCCGCCACGUUCCUCAUGCUGGAGACGAUGGCAACCACACCGCCGUGUUCCUCAUGCUGCUGGUCGCCAAUGCAACGGACAAGAACCAUGUAGAAAGGAUGUCGAACGGUCAAUUGGGGUUCUCCAAGCUCGUUUCGCCAUUAAUUAUGGUCAUGCACACUUCUGGGAUCAAAAGGACUUGUGGCGCAUCAUGACUGUGUGCGUUAUAUUGAAUAACAUGAUCAUAGAGGACGAGAGGGGACAACUGCCUAACUAUCGCUAUGAGAAUGAGGGGAACAAAGUUUAUAUACCAGCAGUUCAGCCACAAAGGGAUGAACGACGAUUGCAUGAUUUCUUGAGAUACGUCAACUGAUCGAAAACCACACCGGCUAUGAACAGCUCCAUGAUGAUGUAAUUAAGCAUUUGUGGUUCUUCAACGUCAAUAAAAUGUAUAGAUGUUCUAUUCGAAAUGAUUUAGACCAUCCAAGGUGUUUAAAUUUGAAUUCGGACCAAUUUUCA